UGCCCGCCUCUAUAAAGAUUCUGUACCAACCGUCUCAGAUUUUCCCCGUUCUUCCCUAAUUUUGCAAAUGCGUCCCCAAAGCAUAUUUAAGUAAACACACUACAAAGUGAGAGAACACAGUGUACAUUUGGCUGCAUUCCGCGUGGUUUCCCAAAAAUAGGCGUUUCCGUUUGCACAGCACACCAAGAUUGUCCUACUGCACCUGCCGUAGUUCCAGCUUCCUGUUUUCAUUCGACCCAGUUUGUCAUACGAUGAAGGCGUUCCUUGCACCUUAGUUCACUGCGAUUAGUAGUUUUAAACUUUAAACGUCUAUCCAAACCCUGCAAAAUGUCAUCCAACAGUGGUAUUCAAAUCCCCAGCCGGCUGCCUUUGCUGUGCACUCACGACGGAGUGCUGUUACCGGGCUCGACCAUGAGAAUCAGCGUCGACACGGCGAGAAACAUGCAGUUAGUCAAGAGCAGACUGCUGAAAGGGACCUCGCUAAAAAGCACCAUCAUCGGGGUUAUUCCUAACACCAGAGACCCCGAGCACGACAGCGAUGAGCUCCCGUCUUUACACAGUAUUGGCACAGCAGGACUGGCGGUCCAGGUUGUGGGCAGCAACUGGCCAAAACCGCACUACACAUUGCUCAUUACGGGGUUGUGUCGUUUUCGUGUGACCCAGCCGCUAAGAGAGAGACCCUUCCCCGUGGCCGAGGUGGAACAGCUUGACAAACUGGAGCAGUACACAGAGGGAGAUCAGGCUGAUGGAGAGCUGGGGGAGCUGUCAAAGAGGUUCUAUCAGGCGGCCGUACAGCUGGUUGGGAUGUUGGACAUGUCAGUGCCUGUGGUGGCUAAACUCAGGAGGCUGUUGGACAGUCUGCCCAGAGAAACCCUACCAGAUGUUCUGGCCUCCAUGAUCCGCACUUCCAACAAAGAGAAACUGCAGGUGCUGGAUGCAGUAGACUUGGAGGAACGCUUUAAGAAGGCUCUUCCUCUGCUCACCAGACAAAUUGAAGGGCUCAAGUUGCUGCAAAAGACCCGCAAACUCAGACCUGAUGAUGACAAGAGAGUGUUGGCCAUCCGUAAAGGUGGUGUGUUCCCAGGCCGUCAGUUCUCGCUGGAUGAGGAGGCAGAGGAUGAAGAUGGUGAUGACACAGCUAUGCUGGAGAAGAAGGUGAAGGCAGCAGCUAUGCCGGAUGCAGCACUGCGUGUGUGUCUCAAGGAGCUAAAACGAUUAAAAAAGAUGCCACAGUCCAUGCCAGAGUAUGCCCUCACCCGCAACUAUCUGGAGAUGAUGGUAGAGCUUCCCUGGAGCAAGAGCACCACAGAUUGCCUGGACAUCCGUGCGGCACGGGUGCUCUUGGAUAAUGAUCACUAUGCCAUGGAGAAGCUGAAGAGAAGGGUGCUGGAGUAUCUGGCUGUGCGGCAGCUCAAGAGCACCCUUAAGGGACCCAUACUGUGUUUUGUGGGACCCCCUGGUGUGGGAAAGACCAGCGUCGGGCGUUCCAUUGCUCGCACUCUGGGUCGAGAGUUCCAUCGCAUCGCCUUAGGAGGAGUCUGUGAUCAGUCUGACAUCCGUGGCCACAGGCGCACGUACGUAGGUAGCAUGCCUGGUCGCAUUAUAAAUGGACUGAAGACUGUUGGGGUAAACAAUCCUGUCUUUUUAUUGGACGAGGUGGACAAACUGGGGAAGAGCCUGCAGGGAGAUCCUGCUGCCGCCCUGCUGGAGGUUCUGGACCCAGAGCAGAACCACAACUUCACCGACCAUUACCUCAAUGUGCCGUUUGACCUCUCACAAGUCCUCUUCAUCGCCACAGCAAACAGCACGGCCACCAUCCCCCCUGCCUUACUGGACAGAAUGGAGGUCCUCCAGGUGCCAGGAUACACCCAGGAGGAGAAGGUAGAAAUCGCCCAUCGGCACCUGAUCCCUCAUCAGCUGGAGCAGCACGGACUGACCCCACAACAGCUCCAGAUCCCACAGGACACCACAAAGGAUAUCAUCAGCAAGUACACACGGGAGGCAGGCGUGCGCUCUUUGGAGAGGAAGAUCGGGGCCAUCUGUCGAGCAGUGGCUGUGAAGGUCGCUGAAGGUCAUAAGGUCUCUAGAGCAGAGUCCCCCACUGAACAACAUGCAGUUUCCCAUGAAAGAUCUUUGAAUCUUUCAGACCAGAAUACAGAGAACAAGGAGGAGGAUUCUGGGAUAGCGUCACCUCCAGAGAUGCCAAUUGUUAUUGACCACAUUGCCCUUAAGGAUAUUCUUGGACCGCCAAUAUUUGAAAUGGAGGUCUCGGAGCGACUGACCCUGCCAGGUGUGGCGAUCGGGCUGGCCUGGACUCCGCUGGGUGGAGAGAUCAUGUUUGUGGAGGCCAGUCGUAUGGAAGGGGAAGGUCAGUUGACUCUGACGGGACAGCUGGGUGAUGUCAUGAAGGAAUCAGCCCAUUUAGCUAUCAGCUGGCUCCGCAGCAAUGCCAAAACCUACCUCCUUACUAAUGGCAGCGCUGAUCCUCUGGAGGGUACCGAUAUCCACUUGCACUUCCCAGCAGGAGCUGUCACCAAGGACGGACCCUCAGCCGGUGUUACAAUAGUAACGUGCCUGGCCUCGCUGUUGAGUGGGCGGCUGGUGCGCUCUGAUGUGGCCAUGACUGGAGAGAUCACUCUGAGAGGACUGGUGCUGCCGGUGGGAGGUAUAAAGGAUAAAGUCUUGGCAGCUCAUCGAGCCAAUCUGAAACGAGUUAUCAUCCCCAAGCGCAACGAGAAAGAUCUGGAGGAGAUACCUGCCCAUGUGCGAGCUGACCUGGAUUUUGUUUUCGCCAGCACUCUGGAUGAAGUCCUGAAUGCGGCCUUUGAUGGCGGGUUUCCCACGGCUGUCAGUCAUCCACAAGUUGUCAGCAAACUCUGAGAUUGUAGCUGCUAGACAAACUCAUGAACCCAAGACUUUUUUUUUUUUCCUCAUAGGAAGCUUAACACGAAGCACUUACUCUCACCUUAAGCAUUGAAUGCUAGCAAAUCAGCUUUAAAUAAGCCUAUAUUAAUUUUCCUCUAAUUUGUUUGAUUUAAUUACAGAUGAUUGUUGUAAGAGUCUAGUUUUGUUCCUGUAGAACUGACAAAAAAAGUUGAUCUGACCAUUUUUGAGAUCUUGAUACUGUAGAUAAUUAUACAAAUACACUCUUUUUUGAAAACUGUGAUUUAACCAAGUGUUUUUCACUAAAUGAAUUAGACUAAUGAAAGUCAAAGUUCUUAAAUAUGAGAACUGGAAAAUUUAAAUAUGUUGACAACUGUACAGUUUAAAGGAAUACAUCUGGGAUCUGUCAAACGAAUGGAGGUUAGCAUUAAAUAACUGCCAGAAAAGUCAUUGUGUCACUACAGGAAAUGUUUCUAGAAUUGGUAGCACCCACAAGCCUCAUUCUUCCUUUAAGACGUCACACGAAGUUUACAGUGUCUCCUUUGCAGUGUUGUUCGUAGAAUAGCAUAUUGGCAAUAUACAGUCUGACUAUUUACAUUUACUUCUUGUUGGAUCAGAGUUUUGAAUCAAUUUGGACAUGUCAGAAUAAUAAAUGUGAUUUCAUAGUUUUCUAUGAUGUUACAAUUUAAACUUACAAUAGAGAAAGUAUUGCCAUUUGUCUGUGCUACUGGGACAACUGUAGUAGUGACUCAUCUUGACAACUGUUGCUUAAUUUUGUAGUUGCCAUGAACAUAAUUUGAUAUGCUAUACAGCAAACAAAGCUGACAUUUGACCUGCUUUAAUGCGUUCUUGUCCUUGACUGUAAUACCUGCAUGACAGCUCUGGCCUGAAAAUACGAGGCGUGUUUGGAAACGUUGUAAGAUGUAGACUAGCCCCUUUCACUUCAGUCUGUCAGUUCCACUUGAAGGGUAGCGAUUUGUUAGAAGAGCUAAUUUCCACACACUUUGGUCCUGGAAAAGUGUGUAGAGACAGCUAUAGUCUAUGUAGAGGUUGAGCUCCAUGAAACGUAUAAAUGCUGGCGCUACCACAACUUGUUUGAGCAUCCUAACCACCAACAUUGGCUCUACUAAUAUCGUGAGCUUGGGGUUUAACUACAUUUGUCCAACCGGUGGAAGAUUGGGAAGAAGAAAAAAAAAAAAAAAAAAAAAAAAAAAAUCGCAGAAAGCCAUUUGAAAAAUCACUUUUGUAGUUCCAUUAGGCAAUGUUAGCGACACAUUUUAGCUUAAACGUUCAGUAAAAAUCCUCCCAGGAUGUUCAUGUCAUGAGGACAAUACAUAUCAUUAAUUCUGAUCUUAGCAGUCCAUAAAAGGAAACAGAGCAAAACAAUAACCUCCCAUUUUGCCAGUCUUGGUUCAGAAUUUUUCCUAUUCAUUUUCUUCAAUAGGAUUUGAAAACAUUCCUAAAUAGUCACGAAAUUAAAAGCAUGCUUAACAUAUUAAAAAUUUAUGUUGCACACAAUGCAAUUUAACGUCAGAUGUAAAGUAAUAUUAUAGUUUUAGGUUUACAUGUCAUAAGGUUUAAAUGUUGUUAAAAAGCAAGGGAGCAAGGAUCCAUGAAGCCAACAUUACCAUCAGCUGUCAUUUAGAAUGAGCAGUGAGAAAAAUUCACAGAGGGUAUGAAAAAGAUAGAUUUAUUUACUGGCAAAAUAGAACAAAACAAACAAUAAAACAAAUAAAAUUAGAGAUCAGGACUAGCAACAGUACAAUGUAUCCACAGAGAUGUUUGGCUUUGCUUCACCCUAUCCUUGAAAAAAAAAAAAAAACAGAAA
Messenger RNA from Onychostoma macrolepis, 4711 nucleotides. It is a transcript of the gene lonp2, whose product is annotated as lon peptidase 2, peroxisomal. Bases 328 to 2880 code for a protein of 850 amino acids. NCBI's taxonomy places the organism in Eukaryota, Metazoa, Chordata, Actinopteri, Cypriniformes, Cyprinidae. Gene Ontology annotation, biological process: protein quality control for misfolded or incompletely synthesized proteins; protein catabolic process; protein processing. The record is from RefSeq and is a predicted model, not a curated record. Gene Ontology annotation, cellular component: peroxisomal matrix. Gene Ontology annotation, molecular function: ATP hydrolysis activity; ATP binding; ATP-dependent peptidase activity. The transcript has 15 exons.